Messenger RNA from Suillus clintonianus, 1182 nucleotides. RefSeq lists its product as uncharacterized. The record is from RefSeq and is a predicted model, not a curated record. Lineage: Eukaryota; Fungi; Basidiomycota; Agaricomycetes; Boletales; Suillaceae. Bases 144 to 944 code for a protein of 266 amino acids. The transcript has 22 exons.
AAUUCUUUUUUAACGUUUCAUUCGAGAACUUUGAGUUUCAAUUGAGUCGACGUCGUGCACGUCAGGGCCAAUAAUACUAGUACCCUACAUAUUGCCCAUGGUAUAACGACACUGAGCCGCCUUCCUCCCAGCUCUCAGCAUUGAUGGACACGUCUGCAUUUAAAAUUCAGUUCAUAGGGUUGACAAUCUCUUUUGUGCAACUAGGUGUUGCUGUCGCCCAGGGGUUCUCUUAUCAUCGAACCUUCCCUCGUGACAAACGGCUGCUCAAGUAUCUUGUUGUCACUGUCUUGACUUUGAAUACCGCCGCGACGCUAUUGACCAGCUUCAUGUACUGGUCGUUUUUCUCCAACUGUUUUCGAAGUAAAUCCCCAAAGUGUCAGGCGUGGGACACGGCGUCGAUGGUUCUUCUCUUCGUGGCUUAUACCGUACCAUUCAUUGUGCAAAGUUUUUAUUGUCACCGUGUGUGGAUAAUCAGCGACAAAAACAUCUACGUCACAAUACCGAUAGUUUUACUCGCAGCUUCGUCUUAUGCGCUCGGUUUGGUACUUAUUCCAUCACAGAAGUCCGGAGCUUUCGCGAGCAAUGCAAUGCUCAAAAUCUCCACCGCAGGAACAUUUCAGAGCGUUGUGUGUGACUCCAUGAUCAGCCUUUCCGUGUACUUUUACCUACGUCCCGGACGAUCUGGUGUCCGGCGCACAGACACCCGUAUCCGGAGCAUAACAAAGAAUUUCAUCAGCAUGGGUUUUUUGACAUGUUUGCUGGCCUUCAGCAUAUGCAUCUUGUACUGGGCAAACUCGUUUGCUGCCAUCGGAGGUGUGGCCAUGGUUCUCAGAAACUCCUAUGCAAAUUCAGUGCUGGCCAUACUUAACGCCAGAAAGCCACUUGCUAGGCAUCAAAGUCUCGAAAUUGAACUUCCAACGAUUACAGUGCGCGGUUCGAGAUAAAGCGGUUCCAAAUUUGUGUUCUUGUGAACAUAAUAGCUACGAGAACAUGCCAUCUUCGUAUGUUCGUUGCGCCCGCAAUGCAUGCCGGUGAAAGUCAAAUACCUAAUACAUAAGUCCCGGGUAAUUUCCCAAAGACUCGCAUAUGCUGCUCUACGCGGCUGUCGGAUAGAGACCCCAGAUGUUUACAUUAUUCUUUUGCAUACAAUGAAUUUCAGAUAAUAUUCAACAUACCCAGGUC